AUCACGCCACUGCGAUAUGUUCAUUCUGCCGUAACACGUGUCAUUGGUUACAUUCGCUGGAAUACAAUGUGAGCGUAGCGUUAUAUAUUGAUAUUAAUUUAUCUAUAGGACCGGUGGGAAAUGGUAGAAUGCAUAUUUUUAAUUUCAUACAUAAAAUGCAUGUGAUACAAGUCGGGGAAGAGUAUUGCAUAAAUCAUCAAAAUUACAAAAACCCGUCUAGGCUUAAAGCUAAAUUAAAACCGCAUUGUAUACAAAAAAAAAACUGAUCGUAAGGAUAGAAACAUUUAUACACUUCCUACAUCUAAGCGAUACAUAUAAUUAUAUUUCUUCUAACAAGGCAUUUAAUUAAAUUUUGGACGUACGUUAGAAAAACAUAAUACGAAAAAUUUCAAUAUACUUGUUCCAAGCAUGUUAAAGAUAUUGCAAUACAUCUCAUAUCUAAUUUUAGCGGUGCCAUAUGUUCCUGUUUGUAUAUACGGUGUUCCACUGUUAGAAAGCAACGUGUAGAGUUAAUGCGCGGUAACGCACGUGUUAAAUGUACGCAUAUAUUUCAAAUAAAUUUAUACAGCUACAAAAUAAACAAAUUUUAAUUAAUAGUUGCAAUUGUCCCUUUUAUAAUUCAUGGACCGUUAACACUUUGGUCCAAUUUAAUGCAAUGCGACACCGCAUUGAAUAGAUCUUUGAAACACAUUGCUUGAGUGCAGUCGAUGUGUUGAAAUGCGAGGGAACGUUGCAUGAAAGAAUGAACUUCAUGAGCGUAUAACAAUACCACACACACUAGACUCGUAAACAUGGCAUCUUCGAGCGGAGGGCCAAGGAAAAGAAGGCCGGACUUCUCCUGUAUGGAGCAGCCGCCCCUUAUUAAACAGCUCAGAGGCAUUCUCUCAGAGUAUCCAGACGGCGGACAGAUUCUUAAAGAAUUGAUUCAAAAUGCCGACGAUGCAGGUGCGUCGGAGUUGAAGAUUAUGGUGGAAAGCAGGAGGAUUAACAGAAAUUUGACGGACAAAUCUCCAGAGUUUACGAAAUUCUUUCAGGCACCAGCCCUGUGUAUUUUCAACGACGCCGAGUUCACAGAGGAAGACUGGAGAGGAAUUCGUAUGAUUUACAGCAGCGUCAAGGAAGAAGACAGUCUCAAAGUUGGACGAUUUGGAUUAGGAUUCAAAUCUGUUUUCCAUAUGACAGACUACCCGUGUGUUAUAAGUGGCGACACCAUGCUUCUUAUCGAUCCUCAAAGACCUGCCCAUGAGGUAAAUGCAAAAUUGAAGAUAAAUGAAAUUCAUGAAAUUGAAGGCAUGGACACGAGCGACGUUUUGCGUGCCAUUGGAGGAAAAUACGGAUUCAAUAAAUCCGUCGUAGAAAAGGGAUACUUUCGAGGAACUAUGUUCUGGUUUCCUCUGAGGGAAAAGGCUUCGCCCAUUUCAGAGGAUGUUUAUGGUGUCGGUAAAGUCGAAAAGUUGUUUGGUAGUCUUAGUUUGGAAUCUUCAAGCAUUCUUAUCUUCCUCAAAUCACUCGUGCGUUUACACCUGUUAAAAAUGUCACAGUCAGGAAAGGAAGAACACGUUUUACGAGUACAAAUUCAAGAUGAGAAAGAAAUACAGACACGAAGACAGUCUUUUUUUUCUUGUAUAAAGAGUGCAUCGUCUAAGCAAGAUUUGUCAUGUGUUUUAAAAAUGACGAUAAAAGAAGAAACCGCUUCUGAAACAUUGAAAUUGACAAAGUGGCUGGUUGUCAACUAUUACAUAGUGCAUUCUGCGACAAAUGAUUUUAAAAGGCUAAUUCAGAGCCCGAAGUUAGGUUUAAGUCCAUGUGUAGGUGUCGCCGCUAAGAUAGAGCCAUUGUCUGCGGUUGAAGGACACAUAUUUUGCUUUUUACCUCUUCCGAAAGAAGGAACAAAACUUACAGGCUUACCCUUUCAUGUUAAUGGUUUCUUUGCACUCAGCCAGAACAGACACCAUUUGAAGUGGGCAACUGACGAUCAGGAUCACCAAUACGUGAAUGAUGAGAUUCUUUGGAAUGGGAAACUAUUGACUGAGGCCCUGCCUUUAGCAUUCCAGAAGGCCCUCGAUACAUCAAUAAGCAAUGCGGAGACGUAUGGAAACAAGGCGUCAUUGGUCGAUGAAGUUUAUUUAUGGAUUCCCAAUUUGGAAACAGUUCAUUGAUAAAUGGAAACUUUUUUAUGUCGACCGCAUUACAGUUGUUUGAAGACAAAAACAUUGUGUUUUGUGAACAUUUUCAUUCUUGGAAAAGUGUUUCGGAUGCGGUUUUUACCACGUUUUCAAACCUUCCUCACAAAUUUGAGUUUGUCAAGGCAACGGUGCGAAAGGCAAUCGGUUCUUGCGGGCAGUGCCCAGUUGUGGUACCAGAACACGUUUUUCUUACAUUGAAUUUGUUGUUUGGGCACGCAAUCAACGAUAUAUCGCCAGUCAUGCUGUCAAGUAUUUUAAAACUCAACCCAAAGUACAAAUGUAUGACAGAUCAAGAGAAAAGAAAACUAAUUACAUAUCUUACAAGUGAUGGAACCAUUGAAACAUUGGAAGGUCUUGAUCUUCUAUUGUUGGCCUCGGGAGAAUGGGACACCUUUAAUCAUAAUGGAAGUUCAAAAUACAUUUGUUCUGAGACUGAAAUUAGCAUGUUUCCUGGCAGUGAAAGGAAAUUCAUCGCCCCAUAUGAAAGACUGGAUAAAUUUACUAAGGAAGUUAUGCGCUUCAUAUGUGAAAAUAGGCACUAUCCGAUUCGCGAUUUAGAUGACAGUUUUCUAAAAACAUUGCUGUUACAAACUAUUCAUUCACAUUUGGGACAGCAUUUGAUCAUGACUGAGAAGUCAUCUUUGCCAAAAGACUGGCUCAGACUUGUUUGGAGUUCUUUAUCGCAGCGUGGAAUCCGAAAGUUUGCAGAUAUGCCAAUCUUUCCAGUUCUUCUAUCUGGGUCCUUUGAAUCGAAAUAUCAGGUAAAUCUUGUCGCUUUGCAAAAUUCGGAUAUACUUCUGAAGCAUGACAAAGCUGGAAAUAGUAACACAUGCUUAGAUGAUGACGUUGAGAAAUGCUUACGUUUGCUUGGAUUUACAGUAAUAACUCACCUGCCAAGUUGGUUAUCACGUGAUUUGAUAAAAAAAUUCGUUGUGCGUCCAACAAUAACAGAUGUUAAGCAGCUAUUUCAAAUGAAAGCACGUUCAAUUGACCCGCAAAGGAUAAAUGCGUUUAACAAAGAUGCCACGAUGUCAAACAGAUCUAGACUCCUUGAUUUUUUAGCUAAGUUUGGCUCAAUCGACGGCGAUUUGGUUGAUUUAUUACAAAAUCUACGGUUGUUUAGGUCUAUCCAAAAAACAGGAACCCGUGUAACCGUUGAUUGCAACACACAUUUUGUAAGAGAAUCUGAACAAGGCAAGUUUCCGAAAAAUAUUGAUUUUCCUGAGAAUUGCGUCCUAGUUGGAGGAAAUGAAGAGGCCGUAGCCAAACAACUGAAUUGCACGAAACUCACGUUAGACAAAUUUAUGAGACUUAAACUGGAAGUAUCAACGUUUGACAUGUCGAAGACUGAAAAUAAAAAUGUCAUGAUGUUCUUUCUCAACAAUAUUGAAAGGUUCACUACGCUGAUAGACUCUGUCUCCGAAAUAAGAUUCAUAAAAGACACUGCAGGAAGACUAGUAAAGCCAUCAAAAAUAUUUGAUCCGUUUGAUAAAUUUCUAUGCCGUUUGUUCUAUGGAGAAAAUGUUUUUCCGGCAGCUACGGACGCAUUGCGACCGCACAGAGAUGCAUUCAUUAAAAUCGGAAUGAAAGGAGUUAGAGCAAUUCUGCCCAAACAUAUCUACUCUGUUGCCAAAACGAUUGACUCCGUUUCCCAAAUCAACGAUAAGAUGUAUGACAAAGCUAAAGCUCUUCAAGAAUACAUCGAAAACAAUCCAGGUGUACUCCGGCAAACACUUUGGUUAGAUAAAACUCUAGGGGAUGAAAUAAAAGACCUAUCAUGUUUUGUAUACUGCUCGUCAGAAGAGUGUGAAUAUCAUAAUCGUUUCCCACAGCUUCUAAAGUGGUUUUCUGCUAAAAAUCGUCUAUGUUGUCCAAGCAACAUGAAAGAAAUCAGAUUUUGGCAACUUGUAUGUUCUUCAAUGCCGCUCAUAAAAGCUCGUUCUUCCGAAUUGUCGUCGUUCUAUGGUUGGAAUAUUCCUCCUUCUGCUGAAACAAUUAUUCUUCAACUGAAAAGCAUUCAGCAAUGUUUAAUAUCAUCAGACAUGACGCUGGAAUUGUUGACAAUGCUCAAAACAAUCUAUCAAGCCUUGUCUAUACAAUCAACUCAUGUGGUCAGAGAAGCCAUUGUUUCAAAUGCACUAGUUUGGACAGCGGAACAUUUUCAAGAUCCUGCAAAAGUUAUUGUUAAACAAGUGGAGGAUGACAUUGAAUUAAAACCAUACAUGUAUUUCCUUCCUUCAGAGCUUGGGUCAUUGCAUACUUUUUUCACGUGGUUAGGAUGUCACUCAAGACAGGAUAAAAACGUUCUUGUUAGCGUUUUGCAAUGUAUGAAGACAAAAUAUUUGAGCAGAAAGUUCAGUCAAGCUGAAAUUAAGAAAGACUUGAAAUGUGCGCAGAUGAUUCUUGAACGAUUAGCAGAAGCGGACAUUGACUCUUCUUGGGCAUCUGAUAAUAUCUUAAUGGUCGUUCACUCAAACUCUGACCAAACGAUUAAAUUUGCAAGAUUGUUGGAAUGUGUGUACGAUGAUGACCCAACAUGUUUUAACGACGUUGUCGAUGGUGAAAGUAUUUGCUAUGUCCACGAACAAAUACCAUUCGGUACAGUAGAAAAACUUGGCGUGAAAUCUGUUACUGGUCUUUCCCUGGCAGAUGCACAGGACUUUGAUCACUGGGGCCAACGUGAAAAUUUUACUACACGUUUGCGAUCACUUCUUCGUGAUGGAUAUACAGACGGUCUUUCUGUUCCAAAAGAACUGUUGCAAAAUGCUGAUGAUGCGGGUGCUACAGAGGUGUGUUUUGUGUAUGAUGAACGUAAACAUUUAGAUUCCCGGGAGAGAUUACUUAGUAAAAGCCUUGCCGAUUUUCAGGGUUCAGCACUGUGGUGUUAUAACAACAAAGUGUUUUCCGAAAAAGACCUUCAGAAUAUCAAAAGAUUUAAUGAUUCGGCAAAGGUCGAUGACCUAUCAACAAUUGGAAAAUUUGGGUUAGGAUUCAAUGCUGUUUAUAAUAUAACUGACAUUCCGAGUUUUAUUUCUGGAGCCGAUAUGUUGAUUUUUGAUCCGCAUGAAAAAUAUUUGAUUGACCCUCAAACAAAGAAAACCACAAGAGGAAAAAGAAUUCCUUUAUCGAAGAGGACUUUAGUAAAAAGACACAUUGAUCAAUUUAAGCCUUUUCAAGAUAUGUUCGGUUGCAAUGUGUUAAAUGAUCCGUUUACUCGUUAUCAAGGAACUUUGUUUCGAUUUCCACUGCGAACUGCACAACAAGCAGACAUGAGCGAAAUUUGUAAAACAGUGUAUUCACACAAUGAAGUCCUGUGUUUAUUGGAGAUGUUUAUGAAUUCAGCCGAACAACUGUUGCUUUUUUGUCAAAAUGUAUCGUCAAUUAAACUUUACCACAUAUCGGCUGAUGCAGUAUCAGCCAAUGACAUGAAAAUAAUUCAUACGGUACGGAAGGAAUCUAUUCAACUAACUGAUGACAAAUGCACAAGUAUUAAAACUGGCAUUCUUGCAAAGGCGGUAUCUGUACAUAAACAACAACGCGGUAGUUGCAUUGAAGAGCAUCAUAGCAUAACUAUCAGACAGACAUUUUUUGACAAUGCGACGUUGUUUCCUAAAGUAAAUUGGUCGAUGUCUGAUGUUAAAUCGACGUGGCUUAUCACAUGGGUAUUACAAUAUAGGCCUACACAUUUAGAAACAUUUGACGCUAUUCCUCUUGUUGCUGUUGCAACACUGUGUAAAACAGAAAAUGAUUUGACUCCACAAGCGUUAGAAAAGAAACCUGUGGAAGACUGUAACUCCGGUCAUAUAUUUUGUUUUUUGCCGUUACCAAUUAGUACAGGAUUUUCUUUCCAUGUCAAUGGUUGUUUCAUAGUGACCGAUGACAGGCAAAGACUAGUACUACUGAAUGAAGACGACAAAAAGUGUGGAUUCCAGAAGUGCAGCAGAUGCUUGGAAUACAUAUCUUUUACAAUAUCCAUUGGUUAAAGCAUUAGUGCGACAGAUUCAAAAGACACAACGUUUUUGUCAAACGCAAGAAGAUGCAUACCGUUUAUGGCCUCGUAAUUGCAAACCAGAUGUGACACCUUUAGUGAAUAGCUUCUACAGAGAAAUUGUCGAUCAUCAUAUUCCAAUAUUCAGUGACCGUGGGAACUGCCUUCCAUUCAAUCAAAUUUUGAUUUUAAUGGAACACCCAGAGACUCAAGUUUUCAAAUAUAUUUUGCACUUUUUAAUGCACGUGCCUUUUAACAAAGACAAGACCGUGGUGGAUGUUCCAGAUUACGUUUGUAAAAACAUUUGCUGGUACAACAACGACAGAAAAUCCAUUAUCGAAAAUGCUUUUAUUUCUAUGCCCGAAGCUUUGCUUCACUUUCUUCACAAUAUCAGUGACACGUAUUGGACGGAUAAACUCAUAACCCGCAACAAUUUACUAGCACAUGCAAUUAUGGUGGCAGAUGCAGACAUGAAAAUAUGUUUGAGAACUCUACCGUGUAUUCCAACAGCGCCAAAUGGUAGAUUACGGUGUGUUCUUGAUCUGAUUCACCCGCAUUCUAAACUGUCGAAACUUUUUUCUGAGUCCGACGAAAGGUUUAUCAUUAAAUGCGAAAGUUUGAAUUGUCCAAAGAUUCACGCAAUACUUACCGAAUAUGGAAUGAAUUCGUUAAGCUUACCUAGUGAGCUUAUUUUUGACAGGUUCAGAAGUUUAGAAACUUUGUCAAAGAAAUGUGUUAUAUGCGCAAAACAACGCUUGCGAUUAAUAUUGACAUAUUUAGCGGAAUCAAAAGUCCCACAAGAAAUAGUUGAUCAACUCCAGCAUUCGAACAUUCUACCCAUUUUACACAUACCAAGUAAAUGGACUUUCACGUGGAAGGGAAAAUUAUUAGAACAUGAAGUUUUCUGCAGUGGGGUUGUUAAGUGCUCAAAACACGUAAAUGAAAUCUCACAAAGCCUUGUACUUGGUCAUCCGUGCACUUUGUUUCGAAUGCACUGCCGCCAUUGUGUAGGAUCUGUACAAUAUAUAGUAGAUGAAACAGACAGUAUAAGUCCCCAGCUACUUAAUAAUCUGAGUGUGAAGGAUAAUAAAGACUUGACUAUUGAUUUGUUGAUGGAACAAUUAAAUGUAGUUGGAGAUGAAUUCGAAUCUGGCAAAGGAAGGUUUACAGGAGAAACUCGGAAAAUCAUCGAUGAAGUGUACAAGGCAUUAGAUUGUCUUACAAUAAAUAUGUCAAAAGACGAAUUACAGAGCUAUCUUUAUACCAAUUUUAGCUUGACACUCUCAAAACCUAUUAUUGAAAUUGACGAGGUGUUGGUGAGAGUGGGCAAGGUUGCCCGUAAUACUGUAAAAUCAUGUCCACCUGAUCUGUAUGGUCUACCAAAAGUGUCUGCGUCACGCUGGAGAAUACUAGAAAAAUUAGGCGUUCACGAAAACUUUAGUGUGGCAGAUGUCCUAAGUGUUUUGAAGUUAAAAACCGUAGACAACAAUAAGAAAAUACAACUCAAUGUUAAAAGCAUGGUUGGUAUUUUAGAGAACUUAGCGAAUUGUAUGAUACGAGAGGGAAAGACGCAUGAAGAUUUGAAAGAGUUUGAAGAAUAUAUCAUUGCACCGGAUAGAGAGGAGCGCUUCUGUCCUGCAAACCAACUUGCUCUUGAGGACAACGUAAUGGCCACUAAAACAAAGCUUCGUUUAUUGCAUGAGGAUAUUAGCCCCAAUAUUGGUAAGGUCAUAGGUGUAAGGUCAAAACGACACCAACUUUUAAGAAAAUAUACCCAUGCAAUCCCAUUUGGGCAACGGGAAGAACUCACUACCCGUUUAAAUGGCUUACUGAAGGACUAUCCAUCUGAUGAGAUAAUGAACGAACUGAUACAGAAUGCUGAUGAUGCAGGAGCACGCGAAAUCCAUUUUAUAAAAUACUUUGAACAAAAAAUAGUUGGGAAAUCAUUAGAACAUGGACAAAUUCUACAGCCUGCUUUGUGCAUCUACAAUAAUAGCUGUUUUACAGAAAAAGAUUUUCAGGGCAUUCAGAAACUUGGCAUUGGCAGUAAAGCGGAUGACCCAUCUAAAACAGGUCAGUUUGGACUGGGUUUUAAUGCAGUUUAUCAUGUGACCGAUAUUCCAUCUUUCCUUACAAAGGGACCAAAUCUGGGCGAAAACGGUCAAGUUUGCAUGUUCGACCCACUUUUGACACACAUUAGGGAUAUAUCAGACGGAGAGGCAGGGAUAAGGUACAACGUUGACGAUUUAAAUGACGACUUCCCAGACACAACUGUUGGUUUUCCGACAAUAACUGGUCCAUGUGGCACAAUGUUUCGCCUUCCUUUAAGACAAGAAGAAUCAAAGAUAAGCAAAUCGUGUUUUACGCCGGAUGCUGUUGAUAUUAUGCUAGAAAAAUUUAUCACAAUUAUGCCAAACUGUAUGCAUUUUUUGCGACAUAUCAGGAGAAUGAAAAUAAGCAGGUAUGAAAAUGGCGACUACAUUGAUGAGUACGUUGUUGAGUCUGAAAUAACAAAUGAAGAAGCUAGAAAACGACAGUGCGAUUUUUUCAAAGGAAUUCGCACAAUGAUUGAAUCAAAUAUAAGGCAUGAUGAUAUUCUUCAUGGAAAACCCUUAGACGUUGCAUAUAAGAUGCGGAUACACGAUACGCGAGGGCACGACACGAAAUGGCUGAUUGUACAUCAGUUUGGAUCUAUCCGUUGUGAAGGAAAAGAUUUACAUGAAAUGCUAGAGAUCUUUAGUAAAGAAGAGUUACGAUUUCUUCCAACUGGCGGAGUGUCUAUUCAAGUGUGUUCAAAAAAUGUCAGAGAGUUCCUUAAACAAAUUAUGCACCAUUUAGAAGCAGAACACCAGUCAGCCAAGCGUUUGCAAACAUUUUAUUUACCUCCCACUGGAAGCACAUACGGGCAUUUACCACAGACUGGAAGAACAUACAAGCAUACUAGAUCUCAAACAGCUAAUGGAAACUUAUAUUGCUUUCUACCACUUCCCGGGAAGACUGGCCUUCCUUUUAAUGUAAAUGGUCAUUUUUCCGUAGACCGAGCAAGGCGGGGACUGUUGGAGGAUGGAAUUCGAAAGAAAUGGAACACGUUUCUCUUAUCUUUUAUUGUCACUGAGGCUCUAAUUAAAGCUUUAAAAUAUCUUCAGAUGUACUGGGUUGAAGAGAACAUUGACAUGUUAUUAGAAAAAGUACGUUUACAAACAUGUCUUUGCAUUUACUUCAGUCACUUUCCAAGACAUGAAAGAGCCACCGAAGGCUUUUGGAAGUAUUUUGUUGAAGAAUUUUACCGCGUUGUUAUCGAAAAGCAAAUACAGCUUUUUCCGGUUAUUUUAGAUAAUGAAAUCCAAACAGGUCCAACAGCGGAGAUUCGACAUUGCAUCGUUGAAUGGAUUCAUUUGGCCACGAAUCUGCAAAGUUUGGAUGGAGGAGUUGUAGACACACUUCAUUUGUUUUGGGAAAAUAAAGGAAGUAAUGAUGAAAGCUCUAUUAGGCGUGUUUUAGGAAAAUUGGCCAUUCAAGUGUCCAGUACUGACCUGGAUGUUGUUGCAACAAUGAACAAAGCUGGGCAAACAAAUGUUAUUAAAACUGAUCCUUUAGUGCUUGCUUAUUUAGUGAAGGAUUUAAUAACAACGUUAAAUUGCCAUAUUCAGGAAACUGUUCUAGAAACUAUAGAUAUAGCUCACAUCUUCUUGAAAUACCUGUUACUUCAGGAGAAAUUUGACGACGAAAUUGAAGGCCUGCCAUUGUGUAUAACAAACAACUGUAUUCUUCGCAAAUUCGAGACUGACAAUCCUAUAUUUUGUUCUGAAUACUGUGAAAUAUUGUCAGGUUCUUUUGAUAGGUUUGUUCAUAGUCACUUGGUUUAUUUACUGAAAAGAGAGAAAUUGUUCGAGACAAAUGUUUUGGAACGGUUCACACUUAAUGAAUUAAUAGAUUUAUUACCGCUUUCCUUCAGAUCAGAUGUGUUCUGUAAAAAUGAUGUAAUCAGCUGGCAGAAUAGUGAUCAUAAUCCUGUUGAGCCUGCAAUUGUACGCAGGAUUUUUGAGUUUAUAUAUGAAGAAUCAAAACAAAUAGAAUGUUCUGGCGAUACCAGAAAGUUGCAUGCUGUAUUCAAGGAGAAAAUUCGUUUAAUAUCACACUGGUCUUUUUGCCCUUCCAAGACGCCGGUAACUGGAGGAUUUAACUGUGAGUUGAUUCCAAUAAAUCGAGCAUAUUCUCUUCUUUCAGAAGCAAUUGAUCAACGACUUUGCACAGCAUUAAAGAAAAUAAAUAUCCCGACUUUAGAUACAGAUGUUCUGAUAUUCAAAAGGUAUUCGGACAAAUAUGUUGUUGUUGAUGCAGUGAGGUCAUUGAUAUCGUCGCCAACAAAUCCUGACGAAUUGUUGAAAUGUCUUCACUAUCAUAAGAUACGAAUAAGAAAUUGCCAACUAACAGUUGAUGAAGCUGAUCAUAUUUUACGUAUUUUCAGUCAAAACAUAACGGUACUGAGUAAUGCAUUCAACGCAGAAGCCAAGCGAUUAUUGAAAGAGAUACCAUUGUAUGCUUCUUUGCAAAAUCAAAUGCUCGUUAGUCUUGACGAUUCUACAGAUAUUAUAGUAUUAACAAAUACCAUACCAAGUGGAGGACUCAAUGAAUGGGCAAGCAGACAAGGGAAAAUUAUCGUAAACGAAAAUAUACAUUUGGAAGACCUUUACAAUUACCUCGGUCUACCUUAUCGUAACGAGUUGGAAAUGUAUCUUAAACAUAUUUUCCCAAGCAUUUCCAUGAUGCCUAGGCAUUUCUGGAUAACUCAUAUCAGACAUAUCAAAGACAAUGUGCUGACCGCUUCUAUCGGAAAGGGGUUUUCAACAGAACAAAAUCAAUUGAUACAAAUGAUUAAAAAUCUGUCUUUUAUAGAAGUGAACGGCAAUAGAUAUCGUGCAAAUCAGCUGUUCGAUCGAACUCAUCCUGUGUUCGAAGCAAUGGUUGAAGAAGACAUUUAUUUACCUGAAGAAUAUAUGGAGGAUAGCUGGAAGCCCUUUAUGAGAACUAUUGGUUUGAACGUUAGACCUUCAGGUUCUAUGAUGAUAAACUAUGCCCGUGAAUUAGCGCGAAACGGAGCAAUGGGAAUAACUGCCCCAUUGAUUUAUGCGUCUAAUGUUCUUGUGUCAUGUCUGUAUGGUGAAUACGGAGAUGUAUUUGAAGACCAUGUAUUUUCAGAUGUAAAAACAACCCGUUUCGUUGUCCCCUUCACUAUUGAUAAUGAAAUGAGUCGUAUUUUUAGAGGAUAUAGUCCAACAAAUCUGUUCAUUAGCUUUUCAGGGAGUUGCAUAUCUCAGCGUGCAUGUUUGUGCUGGACAAGUCUUCCACUAGUACACUUUGAUUCUGAUCAACAUAAAAUGAAUUUAUUGGAGAUUGCACUGGAGCCAAGCGUUGAUUCUGUUAUCACUCAUUGCCAGAAUAUUUGCCAUGAAUUCCAAAACGACUUUGAGAGGAACGUUCCGCAAUUUAAUAAUAAAGCGAAGUACAUGAAUAUCAUUUACAGCUUUCUCAUGAAAAAACGGCAGUUUAUAAAUGUUGAACGUCUCCGUGACACACCAAUUAUCUUGAUAUCAGAUGAAACGAUGAUAAAAGCUUCGAGUGUGUUUAUCUGGGGCCAGGAGGGAUCGGACAUAAAACCGUACCUCUAUAGUCUCCCAGAGAAUUUGUUAAGUUACGCAGAAAUAUUCAAAUUAAUAGGUUCCCCGCCUUCGCCAACAUGCAUGCAAUAUGCAAAUGUUUUGGCCGCAAUUAAAUACAACUUUGGCAACGAGGCGAUACCACAUAAUGCGAUGGAAAUGGUUAGAAAAGCAAUUAAAUAUUUCUUUGACAUUUUAGGAACGGUUGAUGAAAACCGUAUUUUAACUGUCUUAAACGGAAUAGCUUGUCUAUUUUUGCCCAAUACACACGGAAUACUUUCAAAAUCAACUGAAUUAAUAAUAUCAGAUAACAGUGUUUAUAGACAGGCAUUGGGAGAAAUAUGUAAUUUAAACAUUUUCUUGGGAUUUAACGAAAUGGAGUUACGUGUUCCACAUUCCACAUUCGAGAGGUUAAAAAAGUUCCCAGAACAUUUAAAGCCGAGUUUUUUAACUGAAGUCGUCAUAGAAACUGUUUCAACAGACGGUAUGGUGGAACUGACAGACAGCCCAGAUGCUUUGUGCUAUGAACAGUUUUUGCAUUGUAAUGAUUUUUUUGUAGGACUACGCAGAUUAUUAAAUCACGAAAAUGCUAACGAAUGUUCUGGUGAAAGCAGCUGUACUGAUGACGAGAUUUUGCAAAACACUCUUUUUAAUGCGCGUGUAACUGAAGUUAUAGGGUUAAGGACAUUGUUAUCAUACAAUGGGCGAACAGUAGACGAAGUUAGCUUAGAACAGGACUAUUGCGUCAAACAAAUCGAAAUUGAGUCCCAAAGUGGAGUGCCUGUCUAUCAUCUUUAUUAUCAAAAACAAGUGCCUCAAAACCCAGUAAACAAAACUUCUAGGCUACAUGCUGGCUUGACAUUACUUAUAGAAAACUGCACUGGCGGACGGUUAUCAAAAUACUCCGUUAUGCUACUGCAAGAGAUUUUACAUUUCAAUGACGAUCCUGGACAAAUAACACGAUUUCUUGAUAAAUAUCGAAUACCACCUUUGGAGAUUUCAAUUACAAAUAUGCUUUUCCCAGCAGUUGGAACCUACGUGGAAGACAGGUUUUAUCCUUUUCUUGUUCAGCAAAUCGCACCUUUUCGUGUGCACGAGUACAGAUAUGUUGCAUUAUUAAUUGACAUCGAAGAUGACGAAUCAGCGUUAGAACAAAUCGACAUUCGUUAUAUAUAUGCACAUAUUCUUCAGCAAAUUAACGUAGGAAGUUCAUCAACAUUGGGUAUAAGAUACAGAGUUAAUGUUGGAUUGCAACAUGGAGGCAUUAUCGAGGUUCCAGUGUUUCGACUGUUCAAGUUUCUUCCACAGAAUGUUGCAGCUACCAGUAAUGCCGUUGUCGUGUAUGAUAUUGAACCUAUUGGAUCGAUUCACUUCGAUGAGAACUGUGAACGCAUUAAAGACAUGUUACAGGAGGCAUUUCAGCUAUUUGAAAUACAAGACAGGAGAAGAAUAAUUCACCGGCUGCUGUUAAAGUGGCAUCCUGAUAGAAACGCUGGUCAUGAAGAUUAUGCUACACGAGUAUUUAAUUUUAUUCAGCACUGUAUUUUAAGGCUCGAACGCAAUGAAGAAUUGAAUAUUGACCCGGUUGGUGGACCACCGAACAUGUCAGUAUCGCGAUAUUACAAUACGUGUGCGAAUGCAAAUACUACUGGACAUGUGUACACCAGUGGUUUCCAUGAGAAUAUUGACGAAUACAACAAAUCAAACAGACAAGGUCGCUAUUUUCAUGGGGCGUUGCAAAGAGCUGCUGUAAAUAGCCCUGGGGAAUACAGACGGUGGAUAAAACAGGCGAAACUCGACUUUAGAACUGGCGAAACGCUGCUGAAUUGCAAAGAGCAACAUCCGAAAACAUACAACUGGAUAUGUUACCAUUGUCAUCAGGCAUGCGAGAAGGCCCUAAAAGCUGCAUGGUUUAUGAAAGAUGCUAACAGUUGUCCACGAAAAGAGCACAGACUGACAUCCAUUGCUAGCGGACUUGAUAGCGUUAUCGCUACAGAGGCACGUACAUUCGAAAGGCUUUUUAUUGAGGGAAAAGACUAUUUAACACUUCGUUAUCCAGACUGUGUGCAAAGUGACAAGAUUCCUUCUGAAGUAUUCACCGCUGAACAUGCGGAGUUUGCAGUUGCUACUGCAAGAAAGAUCCUGAAAAUGGUUGAAGAAUUAAGUAGAUAAUGUGGUCACAUGUAAUUAGCAUGGAAAUUGAAAGGCAAUCAGAAAUCAAAAUAUGUUUUGUGAACUAUAAUUUUUACGGUUUUAAAUUUGUAACAGAUGGUUAAUGAUUUCCAUUUACUUAUUCAUAUCAAUAGGACAAAUGUGAUUUGACUUAUUUCGUAAGAAUUAAAAAAUGUACAUUUAAUUAGUUAUUUAUGUUUGCAUGAUAAAUCAUAUACGAUAUCUGAGCUUUAUUGGUUGCUUUUUAAAAAAUCAAGAUGUGCACAAUUUUCAAAAGUAAUAUGUUUCGUGUAUUACUUAUUGAUGUAAAUACAUGUUAAUUUAAUAAUCAUUAUAUCAUGGUUUCAAUGUGAUAAUGUUGCGUUUUGUUGAUUAUAAACAAUGUUUUUCUAACGUUAUUUCUUUAUAGGAAUUGUUUAAUUGUAUACAGUUUUGAACAGCAUGUACAUCGUUAUUUGAUCGGUUUUAAUAAUAAUUAUGAAGAAAUGCAAAUAUUGAUAUGUAUAACGCAAACUGUGUAUUGCCGCCCACAUCUGAACCAUUCCAUGUUAUCAGAGUCGACGCGUUGAACUACUGUAGAAAUGAACUCAGUGAAGAGUUAUAUUAUUUCAAAGCAUGACUUGUUGACGUUUCAACUGCAUUAGUGUAUGUUUAAUCAGUGUUGCAACUAUCUUUUCGGCUGAAUAUAUUGUGUAAAUAUUUGUAUUUUCCUGCACUACGUUCCAAAUUCAACUGAUGGUAUAUUAUAAUAAUAUGGAUAUUUGUUUUCCUUUUACACACCGUUCAUUUGAUGUGUGCAAGUGCAUAGUUUGAUGUGAAAAUUAUUUGCGACAAUUUAUUUUUCCGCAGGAUUAAUAUUGUAAAUAUUUAUAUUGACCUUUGUUCGCAUUCUGCAGUGAAACAGUAAACCUUUUUAUCAAUUGAUUUUUAAAUCAAUGUUUUGAAUCUACAUGCAUGAUGUAUGUGCAAUGCUAAGAAUGGUAAGAAUGGUUGAUUCAGUCUUUCUAUUAUUGUGGAUAAUAGGUGUAAAUAAAAUAGUGUGUUUGCGAUAUCUGCAGCGAGUGCACCUGAAAAACGUAAUGUAAACUUAGUUUUACAAGUAUAUGUUUUGUUUCUACAUGAUAUGCCUAUGUGUAUGUAUAUGUUUACUAUAAAUUUUUAUGUAAACUUUAUUUUAUUUCAGUCCAUCAUGUAUGUGUAUGAUUAUUGUAAAUAUUUGAUAAAGUUUAUUUUUUGUCUAUUUCUUGAUAUGUUGUGAACGUAUCGCAGUCUAGCACAAUUCAUUAAUGCACAUAUUUGAUAUGAAUCAUUACAUGUGCUUAUACGCGUUUUUAAGUUCAGUUGAUGGUCAUUGUAUGACAAUAGAAUCUAUAUAAUAUUAUCCUGUCUUGUAAAAAAUAUGUAAAAAAUAUGCUAAAGAUUAGUUAUAUGACUAAACUAUGUAUGCACUUUAAGGGUGUGUCCAGUGUAUGUGUAUUAUAUAAUCAAACUACGAACUUUGCAGUUUAAAACAACGUAAAUAAUGGUUAUAUUGGUGUUGUUCAAUUAACAAUGUACAGUUUCAGCGCAUUAUAUUUUGUGCUACGUUUGUAAACUUAUUAAGUUGUGCAGUUCAUUGAAAGGCGUAAAUGCUCGCUGUCAGUUGUAUUGUUAUGUGCAUGUUGACCGUCUUGUGUAAUGCUGCUAAUAGAAAUAUACAGUGCUUCUUAAAUAUAAUAUCUGGUUGAGUUACAUUAUAAUACUCGCCCUGAUAAAUUACAUCAUCAAAGUAAGCACAUAUUCCCAUAACUUUACAUCUUUAUUAAUAUUAAUUUAACGUUCAAUGAUGCACUUCAAACAAUUUGUAAAUGAUAUGUAAAUUGUAUAUACGCAGUAGCGCACACAUUUAUUAUCCUGUACUUUGGUUGAUGUAUCUAUAUGUUACAUGUUAUUAUAUUUUUAAGCAAUACUUGUUGAAUGUGCUUACGCCUAAAAGAAGUCGUGUACAUGGCAUGUAUUUGAAAUGUGCAUAAUACAUGGGUUUUUUAAUGUGAAUGUAAAAUUUGAUAUUCACCUUUAAUCCACAUCAUGUUGUACUGUUAACAUAUUGCUGCAUGUCGUGAUUCAAUGUAUUCGAAUACACCUGCAUAACCUAUACUGGAUUAUGCCUCAUGCUUAAAAUAUACUAUUUGAUAAUCAUUUCGUCAUAUUAAGCAUCUGUAAUAUGUUACGAUAAUCAUACAAAAUAAUCAUACAUAUGUAUGGUACAUGCAUAAACACACAUUAACACCACGGAAUAAUCGCAAUUAAGUGAUCUUCAUAGAUUUAAAUACGAUUCAAUUUUUUAAAUCUAAAGUAACGAAUACUGAUGUUUAUUUUCCGAAAUUAAUGCAGAAUUGUUAAAAUAAUCAAAAGUACAUGAACAUAGAUAUUUUUCGUAUAGUUGAACCCCAUUUUUGGUGUGUUCUUUUUAUAUUGAAAAAAACAUAUUUUGAUAUAAUUAUCAUUGCUUUAUGUGUUUUCUUUUUUUGAAACAUUGUUUACCUGGCCAUGUCGGCAUAUAUAUGUAUGCAGAUUAUGGCGAUUUCUAUAUUGAUCCUGGAUUUUUAUAGGUAUCUAUAUAGUAUGUGUAGUGCUUAUAUAAUGCACUAUGAAUAACCAUUAAUUUGCAUUGUUUAAUGCAUAUAAAAUGUUGAUUUUCAUGUGCUUAUUUUAUAAUAUUUGCCUCCAACAAUCAAGUAUGUUUUAUUUCAUGUGUUGUGUCUUUAAAUUUAUCGUGCACAUGGGUUAAAAUUGAGAUACAUGAAAAGAAGAUUAACCUUUAAUGAUGAUAAUUAGAAAUUAUUGUUAGGUAAAUGACUCAGGCCUGUACGUUUCAGUUUAUUAUAAUAAGUGUGUUUUGCGUUUGUUAUUCCUCACAAACACAGAUAUACAUAUGGUUUAUGAUUAGUAUUUUAAUUGUAUUUUACUUUGUUAAUUAAAGGGCACAAGUUAAUUUAUACAUUUUAAGCGUACCACCUUUUUAAAAAAAUAUAAUAAAUAUCAUAAAUUAAUAUCAUUAAUUACAUUCAUAUUGAUAUAAUCCAUUAGACAAUGAAGAAAGGCAAAUGAAGAGAAUUUUGUUAUCACUGUUUUGUAUCUUUGCAUAAUAUUAUGUUUUCAAUGCAAACUACUAAACACCAACCCGUUUUAAUGGUUGGUAUUUGUGUUUGUUAUUGAAUUAUAAUUGUUUAAUGAUUGUGUAUUAUCAAAUGUUCUAUAGGUAUUCAUGUAUAAUUUGACAAUUUGAAUGUUGUUUUACCGCGUAGUAAUGCAUCAUUAUUAAAGAAUAUUGCUCGACCCGGCCACUUGUGAAUUAAUUGGUCACGAAAUUACAUCUACGGCCAUUCUCUCCCUACCUCUCAUUCCGAAAAAGAAAAUUACUAUGUGCACUUAAUACUGGUAAACAAAAAACUAGGAAAAGUGAGAGUAUGUUAACUGAUCGCUGUGGUAACACAGAAAUACUGUAUUUUCGAAACAUUAUUUGUAUUUCGGAAGUACUAGUUUGUGUUCAUUUUGUAUUAAUAUAAUAGAGCAACAUUGAACGGAAGAUAAACAUUGUGGCAUUAGUGCAAUUUUGCUCCGCAUGCACUAGUAUUUAUUCCUGAAAAAGGUUAACAAGUCAAAGAAAAAAAAAUAUUGUCACUGAAGUACAUAUAUGUACAAAUUCAUUUCUGAAAAUAUAACUCACGAACACAGAAAGUAACGUUAACAACGCCCUAUACUUAUGUCCUGUUUGCAGGAGUUAACAUCCUUAACAAAUAUGUGUCCUGUUGUUUUAACACUAUGUAGCAUGUACGGAUAUGUAUUAAAACGAAAUCAACAAUUUGGCAGUCGUAUGCAUCGCUGCUACAAAAUUAUUCUACGGCCACUUCAGGUUGAUUAUACAUGGUGUCGAUUCAAUAUUCUAAGACAAUUUUGCUGACUUGGUAUGCAACUAUUUGAGCCUUGUUCUGAGAAAACUCGGCGUAAUGCAUGUGCGUAAAGUGUCGUCCCAGAUUAGCCGGUGCAGGCUAAUCAGGGACGACACUUCCCGCCAAAACUUGAUUAUAGGUAAGAAGACACUUUCUUGACACUACAAAUACCAUAAAAGCGGAACGUGUCGUCCCUGAUUAUCUUGUGCGAACUUCACAGGCUAAUUUGGGACGACAUUUUACGCACGUGCAUUAAUCCCAGUUUUCUCAGAACGCGGCUCAUUUUGUCAAUAUUACUAUUGUUUGAAACAUUCGUUAUUAUACUGUUUUGUGCAGCAUUCGUUUACUGUUGUUCGGUUGCCGCAUCUUUUGUCUCCUAUGAAUCGAGUUUUACCAAUGCGAAAUGAUAGAGGAUUCCCAUAAUAACAAAUGCAAAAACUAAUUAGCUUUUAUUUAAUGACAUUUGAUACUAAAUAGUAUAGGACGUUUUAUAUGAUUGCAUCAGUUACAAUCAUAUUUAAAUGUUUAAGUUAUUAUGCACAGAUUUGGUAUCAAACUGAUUUUCUAUCAGACGACUGGGCAUUCCGAUAACAAACAAUUUAUAAAUAGUAGUAAAACUAAUGUGAUGCAAUCACACUUUCAGGUUUUCUGAGUUUCUCGGUAAAUGAAUUCAAAUAUACCAAUAUUAAGUGUUUGAUAGUACAAAAAUACUAAAGAGCGGUAACUUAACAACACAAUGUGUUAAUAUUUGUGCUUAUUUAUAUGUUAAUAAAUAUACAUACGCGG
This is a messenger RNA of Dreissena polymorpha, 18721 nucleotides long. RefSeq names its product sacsin-like. The transcript has 9 exons. The record is from RefSeq and is a predicted model, not a curated record. NCBI's taxonomy places the organism in Eukaryota, Metazoa, Mollusca, Bivalvia, Myida, Dreissenidae. Gene Ontology annotation, molecular function: Hsp70 protein binding. The coding region runs from base 6090 to 14003 and encodes 2637 amino acids.